Zootermopsis nevadensis is the source of this 5563-nucleotide messenger RNA. NCBI's taxonomy places the organism in Eukaryota, Metazoa, Arthropoda, Insecta, Blattodea, Termopsidae. The record is from RefSeq and is a predicted model, not a curated record.
UUAUAAAGACCAUAAAAGUUCGAUUUUAGCUUCGUGCAACUUUGGUCUAGGGGUUUAAAGUUUCACCAACAUUUUUUGGUGUAGACCUUAAUUUCAACCUUCAUCGGCGUUUGAAAAGAAACAUUCUUACACUGAGUCUGUACUACAGUCAGAUAUGAUCUCCCUAUUGUGCGUUCAUAUGUGCACAUGCAGUGAAAUAAGUCACGACGCCUAAUACGAGAACGCGCCAUAGGAAUAAAAAAUCUCUUGGAUCUAACCGCAUUCCUACAGUUGUUACGUAUCACUUGCCAUCAAUCGCUUCCUGUGCGAGGCAUGAUCUGGUUCUUAUUGAUUCAUCUGUCCCGAUGGCUGGCAUAACAAUUCCGACAAUUGACAAAUGGCAUGCGAAAGUUGAGACUCGGUUGUCUAAGGUCACUGUAUGCAUACUGGAGAAACGAGAUCACAAUAAACGUAAAUGCAUUCAUCUUUCCUAUGACAACACAACACUAUGUAGCUAGACGAGUUUAUGAUGCAAACAUUUUCGACGUUGCAUAAGCGCCAGGAUCUUAACAAAACCAUUUAUGGAACAUUACACUUUUACAGAUGAUUUAUUCUCAUUUUGAAGGAACUAAGUUUCAAUUCGUUCUUGUGUCGGUUACUAAAACGGAGGUAGACUUUCAAGAUUCACAAAAGAGACAGCUCUCCUUCACCUCCGUCAGCGAGGAGGGCAAUCUACAUACAAUGUGGGUGACCCAUACUUGUAGUAUUCCCACGUUAUGAGGGAAAUCGUCAUCCUCAAGGUACUUUGCAAGAUAGCCCUCGGGAUUACCACUGAAUGUGGUUUUCCUUCCUGGUGACGAGGUCUGCGGAAACUCGGCCAAAAUCGUGGAGGUUUGACAGACAGAAAUAUUACAAAUAAGAAAGGCAAAAUGACCAAACGACGUACAUCAAUACAUAAGAUGGCGUCAGACGCGACAGGCUCUGCUUCGUUAACUGACGAGGAGGAAAUGGCGACCUACUACAUGAUGGAGACGGAUUACGACCAGCAACCGCCCAAUGGAAUCUCCCGUUACAACAUGCAGAAAGGAUACCCCAUAGCAGGCAGUAGCCAGAGUAUACUGGUGGGAAAUCAAGAUGGUAUUCAAAGUCGUAGGCAGGAGUUGGUAAACUGGAUACGUGAAAAGGCCAAGAAAUCCUUCACAAAGAAAGUACUGUACAAACGUGUGCCAGUGCUCCUUUGGUUGCCAAAAUACAAUACACAGGACGCAAUUGGUGACCUUGUGGCCGGCAUCACCGUUGGGCUCACUGUUAUUCCCCAGUCGCUCGCAUAUGCCAAUGUUGCUGGCCUUCCCACUGAGUAUGGUUUGUAUGGCUCGUUUCUGGGGUGCUUCCUGUACAUUUUGUUUGGCAGCUGUAAAGAUGUGCCUAUGGGACCCACAGCCAUUGUCUCACUACUGACAUUCCAACAGGUUGGAAAUCUUGGAUCAAAUGCUCAUUACUAUGCUAUCCUACUCUGCUUUCUGUCUGGAUGUAUUGAGCUUCUAAUGGGCAUUCUUGGACUAGGGUUUGUAAUAGACUUCAUAUCGGGCCCUGUUUCCUCGGGAUUCACAUCAGCAGCAGCCCUGAUCAUUGUGACAUCACAGGUCAAAGAUGUACUGGGUAUAAAUGCAUCAGGAAACACUUUCAUUGAAAACUGGAUCAGUCUAUUUAAUGCAAUGAAAGACACGCGAACCUGGGAUACAGUCCUUGGGGUAGCCUGCAUUGUAAUUCUCUUCCUCAUGAGGCUACUGACCAUGGUGAAAGUGGGACCUAAAGAUGAGACGCAAUUGACUUCAACUCACCGAGUUAUAAACAAAUCACUUUGGCUCAUUGGUACAUCCCGAAAUGCAAUCCUUGUAGUAAUCUGUGGUUUUAUUGGCUACCAUUUUGAAAAUACGGAUGCAAUUAAACUUACAGGAAAUAUCACCAAAGGACUUCCGGAAGUUAAACUCCCUCCGUUUGAGUUCUAUGACAGCACUUCAAACAACACAGUCAGUUUCGUUGAUAUGUGUUCAACGCUGGGUACCGGCAUCAUUAUACUUCCUCUUGUGGCACUGUUGGAAAACAUUGCAAUUUGCAAGGCUUUCUCAAAUGGAAAACCUGUGGAUGCAACUCAAGAACUGCUAGCAAUUGGAAUAUGUAAUAUUGGGAAUUCCCUUGUGCAAGGAUUUCCAGGAACAGGCUCACUAUCUCGCAGUGCAGUUAACAAUUCAAGUGGGGUCCGAACCCCACUUGGUGGUCUGUACACAGGUUUACUGGUAAUGCUAUCUUUGCUGUUCCUCACACAAUUCUUCUUCUACAUACCCAAGGCAGCACUAGCAGCUAUUAUUAUUGCAGCUGUCAUAUUCAUGGUAGAAGUCCAUGUUGUAAUACCCAUGUGGAAAACAAAGAAGAGUGAUCUGAUUCCGGGAAUUGGCACAUUUGUGGCUUGCCUUGUUCUGCGACUUGAGAUUGGAAUCCUGGUGGGCAUUGGCAUCAACAUUUUAUUUAUUCUAUAUCAUGCUGCUCGUCCAAAAAUAGCCAUAGAAUAUCAAGUGACAAGAGAGGGAGUGGAGUAUUUGUUACUCACUCCAGAUCGCUGCCUCAUCUUUCCUUCAGUUGACUAUGUGCGUAACUUGGUGACCAAGCACAGUAUUAAGCAAGCAAUUCCUGUAGUUAUUGACUGCUCACACAUUUAUGGUGCUGACUUUACUGCUGCAAAGGUUGUAGAGUGUCUAACACAAGACUUUUCAUCACGCAAGCAACCACUGUUCUUUUAUAACCUUAAGCCCAGUGUGGUUGCUGUGUUCAAUGGGCUACAACCAAAAGAUUUUGUUGUCUACCAUUCAGAAGAUGAACUUGACAAUCUUAUCAGAGCACACAAGAAGCUCACAGAAGAGAAUCGAAUUCGGAAUGAGAUCAGCAUAGUAACCACUGGGUAACCCACACAAAGAAACUUUGUUGCUAAGGAGAUAAAUGUCCUCAGGUGUAAAGAAUGCAGUAUGACCUAAAUGGUGCAGUCAUCACCAUGGGAAUUACAAUAUACUGGUGAAGACUUUAUCAACAGUCUCUUUUAUUUGCAAAAAGAGAGGCACAGGCUAGUCCAAAAGAAGUGUGGAAACUUCCUAAGAAACUGCCUUCUUUAUAUAAAAGAAUUCAGCAAGUUAUCACCACACAGUAAUGAUCUGAAUUUAGUGUGUGAAAAGCAACCACUAACCUAUGUACACAGAAUGAACAGAAGGGGAGUUUAUUUUGGUAUUUAAGCCAGAUUGAAGAACUUUUGAUACUUUCUUAGGCUGGAUCAGAGGAAGUAUUCAUACGAAACAAUCAGUACUGAUGGCUUGAGAUGUCCCUCAUUACUUACUUUAUAAGUUCUUAAUAUGUAAGUCAGUUUUGUCUCGAGGGACACAUUCUGCCUAUAAGCAAUAGUUUGCUCAUUCCUAUCAUAGAUGCACAUGAAGAUUAUUUUUCAUCUACAAUGGGAAGAAAUAAACUAGAAUGUUCAAUCAGUAUGCAAAUAUAGAAGCAUAACUCUCUAAAUGUAUAUACAUUUUAUUCUGUUCUACAUAAAUGUGUGUUUGUACAUACAUGCAUGUGCAUGCACACACACAUGUUCGCGGUAGACAAAUUAGGUAUAUAGUAAGAUACAGCUGGAUUGUAAAUUACAUAUAAACCUACUUGCUUAACAAAUGGUGAAUUACCCAGUUCUUGUAAUGAAAGAAUUUAUGAAAGUUAUUUAUGUGAGCCUCAUGUUUUUAGAAAGAAAGAAGAAUGAGUUUUAAAUUAUGUGAAAGUGAAAUGACGAAUGCUUUUACUUAUACUUUUGAGGGAGAAAGAUGAAAAUAACUUUUAACAUUCUUUUCAAAAAAAUCAGUCAUUCUGGAGCACAAGCACAAUAAGUAGAUCACAGAACAAUAUGUUAAGCAAAAUAAUAUGAUUUACAUACCUUGGAAUUCAGAUUUUUCCUUUACAGUCAGUCACAACUGAAAAAGUUGGUUAUAUAACAAUUUCGAAUUAAAGUAAAAGUGUUUCACUUUUUUUACCUUUUGAAACAAUGCUUACUGGUCCCAUAUUGUGAAUGUAUAAUUUCCUACAACAAUAAUACCUUCUAAAUUCAUUAUUAUAAUUUUUAAUAACUAUAUUUUAUCACAUAUUUCCAGUGGUUGCUGACGUAACCUAUAAUUUUUAUAUAAUUCAUGUUUCUGAACCAUAAGAAAUUUGCACCCAAGAGUUACACAGGCAUGGAAAAAUGAAGGAAAACUUCAUCCAAUGCUCAAGUAAAAAAAGGGGUACAGAAAUAGGUAUUGGUUAUAUCAUUGUUUUAAAAUAUAUUGUUGUACAUUCAUCUCAAGGUAAUAGUUAGAUACAGUUGUCCUAAUACUGCUGUAAUGUGCUACUUUCACCAUAAUAUAUCAAAUUAAGAACCAGACAUCAGCUUAUUACAGAGUUGUGAAUUCAGAAGAGAAGUUACAGGGCUACAGCAAAAGAUUAUUGAUUAUUGUUAUAGUCCUGUUGAAUUGUUGGUCCUUCAGGUUCAGAAUAUUUAGUUACCUCUGAGUAUGGCUAUAUUAUUGCUGUAUAAUGGGGAGAAAGCAGUACUUAUGAAUUUAAAAUCCAAGUUUCCAUAACAAAUUGUAGACAUUUUAAUAUUCAAAAUUAAUUGGCUCUGAAACCAACAAGCAUGAUGCUUUCUUUUAAGGUUCAUGGUCUGUGUUUGUGUCCCUAGCAGAUUAACAAACGUAGUGAAUGCCAUGCUGCAAAUGACCUUUAGAAACAUGAUUCAGGAAUUAAUUUUUAAGCUACAUGACAAAGAUUAAUUACUUGCUUUAGAAAUUUUAUAAAUACUUAUGAUGUAAGUCCAAAUAAUAAGACUGUUAGAAUACGAGAAGAUAUUUAAAUUUUAUACAGUAGAGAAAUUUAUAAAUUUGUUAAUUUUCUUAGAGUUUUUAGUUUAACUAGAUUUAAUGUGUUGUUAAGUUACAAAGUAUAGGAUUAUCUACUUCUUUCAGAUCAUGUAAAGAUUAAGAGACUAAAAUUUGUUGCAGAUAUAUGCUAUAUACUGAAAAAAAUUUAUCACAUUUUGUCUGUCUGGAAAUUCUGAAUCUGAAGUAUGCUUUGAUAACAAUCAAAGAUGCAACUGAAUGUUUCCUAAGUCAUCUAGUUCUGUAUACACGCUUGGAUCAUUCUAUUUAGACAUGAAGAUGGGAGAAAUGUCAGCAUUUCAGAUGCUCUCUUUACAUUACUGUAUCCAGAUAAGCUUAGAAAUGUGGAAUAACAUUGACUAAAAAAGUUUUAAAAAAAACUGAACUAAGUUUUUUGUGUGAAUGCCAGUAUUAAAUCCUUGAAAUAUUUUACAUAUCUUUCAAUGUGGCCAAAUACAUAGAAUACAUAAAGCAAAUAAGUGCUAUAAGCAAUCAUACAAAUAUAAUGGAGCUAGAAGGUUUCUUAAAAUACAGCAUAUUGUCUGCACCAAAUUUAACAAAACAUUCACAUCCUCAACUGUUGGUAUACAGUGUGUUGUUCCCAUUUAUAUUUACAUUAAAAUAAAAGAAAUACUAAGUGUAAA